AUGAGUGAUGCCAGCAGUGGAGAAGAGCGAUGCACAAACACAUCACCCACCCUAGAUGAGUCAGACCCUGAAUUAUAUUACGAGGAAGAUGAAGAUGAAGAAGAGAGUGAGAGUGACAGUGACAGUGAUUAUUCAGAUAUCAAGAGCAUCUUGUCUGAAGACUCUAUCUACCCUUUCUAUGAGUCAGAUACGUCUGACAAGGAUACUGACACAGAGCUCACAUUCUACUGCUGCUGUGUCAAGAAUGAUGCCAGACGUCUUCAAGAGAAACUGGACAGUGGGGUAACUCGGGAAGAAGUUAUGGAACUGGACAUCAAUAGACGGAAUUGUCUACUAGUGGCAUGUUACAAAGGCUUCAUAGACAUUGUCGUCGUUCUCAGCAAAUGCCCCUACAUAGAUGUCAACCAUCAGGAUAAUGAUGGAAACACCGCACUCAUGGUAGCUGCUCAGGCAGGUUUCGCCACUAUUGUUAACUAUCUUCUGAACUACUACCCAGCACUAGAGAUUGAAAAGCGCGAUGUCCGGGGUCUGACUGCACUCAUGAAGGCCGCAAUGCAAGGGAAGAACGACUGCGUCUCAGCCUUGCUCAUGUCAGGUGCUGACCUGACAGCUGUGGACCCAGUGAAAAGGAAGACAGCACGGGAGUGGGCAGCCUUGACCGGACGCUUUGAAACCAUCGUGCGGAUCCGAACCCUUCUGAAGCGUCCGUGUGCUGAGCAAUUCAGUAACAAGUACUCGCCUGAAUGGCCUGCGCUGCCUACGCUGGUGGCACAGACCCUGGACAGAUCCCGGGCCGAGUGCCUGUCGGACAAAAUCCGUGCCAUGUUCACUAUCAGGUUUCCCCAUGAUCCUGAGCCCGAUGGUGUUCUGGAUCACAUGGUGCGCAUGACCACUUGCUUGGCCAGUCCCUUUGUGGCCACUGCUUGCCGAACCAUCUGUCCCGACAGUCCACCAGAAGUGGGCAAGCAGAGGAUCUCGGUGCCAGAGAUCCUCAACGAGUACACACCAGACCCUGAUGCCAAAUCCAUGGCUGGCGAAUCCUCUUGCAAUGGCCAACUCAUGACACCAAACUGGGUUCUGGUGCCGUACAAACCCCACAGUACCAUCGUGAAACUCCUCACCCUUCCUUUCCGCUUGCAUCGCAACAUUGUUUACCCCGGUAGAAUCCCAAAAAUCAGACUCACCAAAUCGCCUGCCCAAUGGGCAGAGAAGCUGCCAGACCCCUCCGCAGCCUCCCCGAAUACACUGAGGUUGCCUCGGUGGCGAUACCAGGAACUCCGGGAAGCGAGGAAGAAAGCUGAAGAGGCAGCAGGGAAGCCCAAGAUGGUCAAGAGGAAGCAGAGGAGGAUGGGGACACCCAGAAAGCCAUAA
Molecule: messenger RNA, 1371 nt
Organism: Gekko japonicus
Lineage: Eukaryota; Metazoa; Chordata; Lepidosauria; Squamata; Gekkonidae
Gene: ANKRD33
Product: ankyrin repeat domain 33
Exons: 5
Coding region: 1-1371 (456 amino acids)
Molecular function (GO): protein binding
Source: RefSeq, a predicted model, not a curated record